AUGAGUUUCUUUCAAGACGCCUGCGGAGUUUCGAUUGGACAUGGCACAGUCAACGCGUUUACAGGAAACCAGACAAACAAUACCUACAAUCACUAUAUUACUGAGCGGCGGAAGAAGAAACGUACGAUAUAUGACGAGUUCCCCGACAUCCAACGCGGAUUUGUCCGCAGACUCAAGGACGUUGAUCACAGAGAUACAUUCACGCAGUGGAAUUCCACAUUACAAGAAUGGGAAAUAGAGUUUAGGGUCGAAAGAACAAUCAGCACCGCAAAAGUCCAUGGCGACAGUUCAUGUUUUACGGUGGUGUCGUAUAAAGGGCAGGAUGCACAAAAGGCAUGGAAAAAGGACUUUCGACAUUUUUCUGAGACCACAAAUACGAUGAAGAUGCAACUGUUUGGGAUCAACUGCUCGAGUGUUCCUCUGCUGAUAUUUCACAGAGAGCUUCUGCCUCUCGCCCAUUUCUGGGAUGGGCUUGGAGGGCUUGGGUGA
Marasmius oreades (fairy-ring Marasmius) is the source of this 489-nucleotide messenger RNA. RefSeq lists its product as uncharacterized. NCBI's taxonomy places the organism in Eukaryota, Fungi, Basidiomycota, Agaricomycetes, Agaricales, Marasmiaceae. The record is from RefSeq and is a predicted model, not a curated record. The transcript is spliced from 5 exons. Bases 1 to 489 code for a protein of 162 amino acids.